Molecule: messenger RNA, 318 nt
Organism: Didymodactylos carnosus
Lineage: Eukaryota; Metazoa; Rotifera; Eurotatoria; Philodinida; Philodinidae
Source: the annotation of a GenBank genome assembly
AUGCUUAAUACAUUUAAAUAUUUCCUUCCAGGAUGGUCAAAUAGUGGUAGCAUGAAUAGUGCACGAUAUCUGCACACAGCAUCCGUGUUAACAAAUGGAAAAGUGUUAGUUGCUGGUGGAUAUAAUAAUGAUGCUGCUAUUUUAAAUACUACUGAGGUGUAUGAUCCGUCAACAGGAGCUUGGACAACUAUUGGCAGCACGAUUACUGCACCAGGGUUUCAUACAGCAUCCGUGUUAACAAAUGGAAAAGUGUUAGUUGCUGGUGGAAAUAAUUUCGAUUAUGGUCUAGAUAGUGCAGAACUAUAUUAUGCAUCAUAA